This is a messenger RNA of Nelumbo nucifera (sacred lotus), 997 nucleotides long. RefSeq lists its product as uncharacterized. Lineage: Eukaryota; Viridiplantae; Streptophyta; Magnoliopsida; Proteales; Nelumbonaceae. The record is from RefSeq and is a predicted model, not a curated record.
UUCUUGUUGUUCAAGUGUCCAAAGGCAAAGGCUGAAGUACAUUCUACAUUUAUACUCUCGCUCUUUCAAAGAGGUGGAAAGGGAGAGUUUCGUUUAAACCCAACUCAAAAACUUUUCUCGAUUUCCUCGAAAAUUCUGAAAAUUUUUUGGUGGGCAAAUCUGAAGAAAAUAGGAGAAGACCGGAAAAGCUUAUUUUUCAUGGUUCCGAGUCUAAUUUGUUCGUCAAGAAGAACUGACGAGUGAGCUGAUCACAUACUGAAUACGUCAGCUAUCAGACAAAUGGAUCAGAAUACUACUGUUGAGGAGAUGGAGGGUUUAAGAGAUGGUCUCGAGUUGGUGAGAUCAGUUUCCGAUAAGCACUUUGAUCUUUUAAGGCCGUCAGCUCGAUAUCAUUCAGUUGUUAAAGGGCAUUCCACUGAUGUUGCAGAUCAUGCAAAAGGGAAGUAUACCCUUAUUAGGGAUACAGAAAGCUGUCAACUGGGGAUGUAUGACAAACCCCUUCCUUGCUUUGGCUGUGGGAUAGGAUGGUUUUGUCUAUUACUAGGUUUUGUGUUCCCAUGCAUGUGGUACUAUGCUACAAUUCUCUAUUUUGGAAACUACUACCGCAAAGAUCCAAGGGAGCGGGCAGGUCUUGCUGCUUCCGCAAUUGCUGCAUUGAUAUGCUCGGUUGUGUUGCUGAUCAUUGUCGCAGUUCUUAUUUUCUAACUAUGUUCAGUUCCACCACCUUGUAAUAUUCAUGAAGAAAAGGUCCAGGACGUCUUCGCUGUAAUCUUAGUGGAUAAACUGAAGAGUGCAAGAUCACUGAUGUGGCGAAGUGAUUCCAGAAAUCUGGAAAACUGCACCUUUGUGCUAUAAUACUCGAAUUGUAUGCGGCUAAAGAAGCCCAAUACCCCAUUUCUUGAAAGUUGUAUUGAUAAUUGAAUGAUAGAGAAAUUGUUUAAAUCCGUAAACCAAUACAGAAUCUUCUGCAUAUCAAUGGUGAUUGGAUUCAUCUGCG